Culicoides brevitarsis is the source of this 1354-nucleotide messenger RNA. RefSeq names its product inhibitory POU protein (gene acj6). Lineage: Eukaryota; Metazoa; Arthropoda; Insecta; Diptera; Ceratopogonidae. The coding region runs from base 251 to 1354 and encodes 367 amino acids. Gene Ontology annotation, biological process: regulation of transcription by RNA polymerase II. The transcript has 8 exons. The record is from RefSeq and is a predicted model, not a curated record. Gene Ontology annotation, molecular function: DNA-binding transcription factor activity, RNA polymerase II-specific; RNA polymerase II cis-regulatory region sequence-specific DNA binding.
AAAACUAAAAAAGGAAAAUCACAAGAAAAAAUUUUUUUUGACAUUGGAAUGAGUCAAAGUGUUCUGUGACAGUGAAAGACUGAAAAAAGUGCAAAAAAGGACAAAAAAAGAUAAAAGUUAAAAAAAAAGAUUUUUUUCGUAGAUUAAGUCCAAAAACUGUGUCAAAAUUUACUCGCCUACGCCAUUUGACGCCGCGAAGGCGUUAAAACUCGAGGAGGAAUUUACGAGUGCGGUCUCUGCUGCGGGCGCAAUGACGAUGUCAAUGUAUCCAUCGGCGGCGGACAAGAUGAAAAUGGGCACGCCAAGUUGCUUUCCGGGUCGCUACAGUCCCACGUAUCGCGGGCCCACGUCAGACCAAAUGCGACGAUGCAUGACGAAUCCGUCGAGUCGAUUAUUAGAAGAUGCUUCAAUUAUGUGUAAUUCAUGGUCCCCUCGACAUAAUGGUGAUAUUUUUUCCGGUCUCAAUGAUGGUCUUCUUAGUCGUGCCGAAGCAUUAGCAGCUGUUGACAUUGGAAAGCACCAAAACAGCCAUGCCCAUUCCCAAAUGGCUUCCCAGCUCAAACAUGACGUGAUGUAUCAUCAUGGCAUGGGCGGCCCGCCACAACGACCCCUACAGAUGCACCACACAAUGGACAGUCUCGAUAUGCUGGAUCCCUCGGGUUCGAUGACAACGCUCGCUCCCAUGUCCGAUACGCCAAUUACGUCGUCGCAUCAUCAGCUGCACGGAUCGUAUCACAGUAUGAACCACAUGAUGGGACAUCAUCACGGAGGACCGUUAGCGGGACAUACGCCGGAAACUGCACUUUUAGGAUCUCAUCAUUCGGCGAUGGCAGCUGCUGUUGCGGCGGCGGGUUUGCAUCCCGAUACAGAUACGGAUCCGAGAGAGUUGGAGGCGUUUGCUGAAAAGUUUAAACAAAGGAGAAUAAAAUUAGGUGUGACGCAAGCGGAUGUCGGCAAGGCACUUGCUAACCUCAAGUUACCUGGCGUAGGUGCCCUGUCCCAAAGUACAAUUUGCCGUUUCGAGAGUUUAACGCUGUCGCACAACAACAUGAUUGCCCUCAAGCCAAUCUUGCAAGCGUGGCUCGAGGAAGCGGAGGCGCAAGCAAAAAAUAAGCGACGAGAUCCAGAUGCGCCUUCCGUGCUGCCCGCUGGAGAGAAGAAAAGAAAAAGGACUUCCAUUGCCGCACCUGAAAAACGGUCGUUAGAAGCAUAUUUUGCCGUCCAACCUCGCCCAUCCGGAGAGAAAAUUGCAGCCAUCGCCGAGAAGCUGGAUCUGAAGAAGAACGUGGUGCGCGUGUGGUUUUGCAAUCAGCGACAAAAACAGAAACGAAUGAAAUUUGCCGCGCAACAUUGA